Molecule: messenger RNA, 4392 nt
Organism: Acomys russatus (golden spiny mouse)
Lineage: Eukaryota; Metazoa; Chordata; Mammalia; Rodentia; Muridae
Gene: Emsy
Product: EMSY transcriptional repressor, BRCA2 interacting
Exons: 22
Coding region: 242-4201 (1319 amino acids)
Biological process (GO): regulation of DNA-templated transcription
Cellular component (GO): nucleoplasm
Source: RefSeq, a predicted model, not a curated record
CAAAUGGAGGCUUUUGAGCCCUCGUUUCUCAAAAGGCGGGAAAGGCGAACUACACCUCCCGGCGAGCCGCGCGCGCUUGCGCCUGCGCCCUGGUAUCUGUCGCCAUCUUGCCCCUUCUGAGGCACCGCAAACAAACCUAAUUCCUGGUGUCCCCUAGUCUUGGCGGAGGAGCCUUUUAGAUGAGCCCCGAAAGGCCGGGCAGGGAGGACAAGCUCUUUGGGGCUUCCAAACAGAAGCAGCAAUGCCUGUUGUGUGGCCAACCCUUUUGGAUCUCAGCAGGGAUGAAUGCAAACGGAUUCUUCGAAAAUUGGAAUUGGAGGCAUAUGCUGGAGUUAUCAGUGCACUUCGGGCACAGGGGGAUCUCACCAAGGAAAAGAAAGAUCUUCUCGGAGAACUCUCAAAAGUCCUUAGCAUCUCAACAGAACGCCACCGUGCUGAAGUUCGGAGAGCAGUAAACGAUGAACGGUUAACAACAAUUGCACAUAAAAUGAAUUUAUCCUUAUAUUUGGGUGAAAGACCAAGUUACAGUAUGUCUGGACCUAAUAGUUCUUCAGAAUGGUCCAUCGAAGGGCGUAGAUUGGUACCACUGAUGCCCCGACUGGUUCCCCAAACUGCCUUCACUGUAACAGCAAAUGCUGUGGCCAACGCAGCUGUCCAGCACAAUGCAUCCCUUCCUGUGCCUGCAGAGACAGCAAGCAAAGAAGUAGUGGUUUGCUAUUCCUACACAAGUACCACGUCAACCCCAACCUCUACCCCUGUUCCAAGUGGCAGCAUAGCGACGGUUAAGUCUCCACGGCCUGCCAGUCCUGCCUCCAGUGUAGUUGUCUUGCCAAGUGGAAGUACUGUGUAUGUCAAAAGUGUUAGCUGUUCAGAUGAAGAUGAAAAACCCAGAAAACGCAGGCGAACAAACUCUUCUAGCUCCUCUCCUGUUGUCCUGAAGGAAGUUCCCAAGGCUGUUGUUCCAGUCUCAAAGACGAUCACUGUGCCCGUGAGUGGCAGUCCCAAGAUGAGCAACAUCAUGCAGAGCAUCGCCAACUCCCUACCACCCCACAUGUCACCCGUGAAAAUAACUUUCACCAAACCAUCCACACAGACGACCAACACAACAACACAGAAGGUUAUUAUAGUGACCACAUCACCAAGUUCAACCUUCGUGCCCAACAUUCUCUCCAAAUCCCACAACUAUGCAGCAGUCACUAAACUUGUACCAACAUCAGUCAUUGCGUCCACAACUCAGAAGCCACCUGUUGUUAUAACUGCAUCACAGGCCUCUCUGGUCACCAGUAGCAGCAGUGGCAACAGCAGUUCUACGCCAUCACCUGUUUCUAGUACAGUUGCAGUAACAGCUGUGGUAUCUUCUACACCAUCUGUGGUCAUGUCAACAGUAGCACAAGGUGUAUCUACAUCAGCCAUCAAAAUGACAUCGACAAGACUGCCUUCCCCCAAAAGCUUAGUGAGUACCCCUACCCAGAUUCUCGCACAGUUUCCUAAACAGCAUCAGCAGUCUCCUAAACAGCAGUUACAUCCAGUGCAACAGCAGACACAGCAGCCAGUGGCCCAGCCUUCCUCACAGCAGCCACAGCAGCAGCCGCAGCUGCCUCAGCAGUCACCGUUGCCACCUGGGAUCAAACCUACCAUCCAGAUCAAACAGGAGUCAGGUGUUAAAAUCAUCACACAGCAGGUUCAACCAAGUAAAAUCUUACCCAAACCAGUGACUGCAACUCUACCCACCAGUAGCAAUUCCCCAAUUAUGGUGGUUAGCAGUAAUGGUGCAAUUAUGACAACUAAACUGGUAACUACUCCUACUGGUACUCAGGCAACCUAUACCCGGCCAACCGUGAGCCCAUCCUUAGGUCGUGUAGCCACAACCCCUGGAGCUGCAACUUAUGUGAAAACUACCAGUGGUAGCAUCAUUACUGUAGUACCCAAGUCAUUAGCUACCUUGGGAGGCAAGAUAAUUAGCAGUAAUAUUGUUUCUGGAACGACUACCAAAAUCACUACAAUCCCAAUGACUUCCAAGCCCAAUGUGAUUGUUGUACAAAAGACUACAGGAAAAGGAACGACCAUUCAAGGCCUCCCUGGCAAAAACGUUGUCACAACAUUGCUAAAUGCUGGAGGAGAAAAGACUCUUCAGACAGUGCCAACUGGAGCGAAGCCAGCUAUAAUUACUGCUACAAGACCCAUCACCAAAAUGAUUGUAACACAGCCCAAAGGAAUAGGUUCCACAGUCCAGCCAGCAGCUAAAAUCAUUCCAACAAAAAUUGUCUAUGGACAACAAGGGAAAACACAGGUCCUCAUUAAACCCAAACCAGUGACAUUUCAAGCUACAGUUGUUAGUGAACAAACAAGGCAGCUGGUAACAGAAACAUUACAGCAAGCAUCCAGGGUAGCAGAGGCCGGGAAUUCAUCUGCUCAGGAAGGAAAAGAAGAACCCCAGGGUUACACAGAUAGUAGUUCCUCUUCCACGGAGUCUUCCCAGAGUUCCCAAGAUUCCCAGCCUGUAGUUCAUGUAAUUGCUUCCCGGCGUCAGGAUUGGUCAGAACAUGAGAUUGCAAUGGAGACUAGCCCCACCAUAAUAUAUCAGGAUGCAUCCAGUGAAUCACAGUCAGCUACUUCAACAAUCAAAGCCCUGUUAGGACUCCAACAGACAACAGUAAAGGAAAAAUUGGAAUCUAAACCAAGACAACCCACUAUUGACUUGAGUCAAAUGGCAGUACCUAUUCAGAUGACCCAGGAAAAGAGACAUUCUCCUGAGAGUCCAUCCAUUGCUGUGGUAGAGUCAGAACUAGUUGCUGAAUACAUCACCACUGUCAGCCAUCGCUCCCAGCCCCAACAGCCUUCCCAGCCCCAGCGGACCCUGCUCCAACAUGUGGCUCAGUCACAGACUGCAACACAGACUUCGGUGGUGGUAAAGUCCAUCCCAGCGUCUUCCCCUGGAGCAAUCACCCACAUUAUGCAGCAGGCAUUAAGUAGUCACACUGCUUUUACUAAACACACUGAGGAACUUGGAACCGAGGAGGGUGAGGUUGAAGAGAUGGACACGUUGGACCCUCAGACAGGUCUGUUUUACCGGUCUGCCCUGACUCAGUCACAGUCAACUAAACAACAAAAACUUAGCCAGCCCCAGCUGGAACAGACUCAGCUGCAAGUGAAAACUCUGCAGUGCUUCCAGACCAAACAGAAGCAGACCAUCCACCUGCAAGCAGACCAACUCCAGCACAAACUCACGCAGAUGCCCCAGCUCUCCAUCAGGCAUCAGAAACUGACUCCUCUCCAGCAGGAACAAGCACAGCCCAAGCCAGAUGCACAGCACACACAGCAUCCUGUGGUGGCCAAAGACAGACAGCUUCCUACCUUAAUGGCUCAGCCCCCGCAGACUGUAGUACAGGUGCUUGCCGUGAAAACCACACAGCAGCUUCCUAAACUGCAGCAAGCUCCGAACCAACCAAAAAUCUACGUGCAGCCCCAAACUCCCCAGAGCCAAAUGGCGCUCCCCACCUCAUCAGAGAAACAACCCACAAGCCAGGUGGAGCAGCCAAUUCUAACCCAAGGAUCCUCUGUUACAAAGAUAACAUUUGAGGGGCGCCAGCCUCCCACAGUUACAAAGAUAACUGGUGGCAGUUCUGUUCCUAAGCUGACUUCACCAGUUACAAGCAUAUCUCCCACUCAGGCCUCUGAGAAGACAGCAGUGUCAGACAUUUUGCAGAUGUCUUUGAUGGAAGCUCAGAUUGAUACAAAUGUAGAACAUAUGGUAGUGGAUCCCCCAAAGAAGGCUCUAGCCACCAGUGUGCUCACUGGCGAGGCCGGAGCUCUGCCCUCCACCCAUGUGGUGGUGGCAGGGAUGACGAAAUGUAGAGAGUCCUGUUCAAGUCCAUCCGCUGUUGGCCCUCCCCUAACGACCAGAAAAAUCGAAGCGGCAGGAGUGCCCACGACAGGCCAGUUCAUGCGUAUUCAGAAUGUAGGCCAAAAGAAUGCUGAAGAGAGCCCAACAGAAAUUAUCAUCCAGGCCAUUCCCCAGUACGCUAUUCCUUGUCACUCCAGCUCCAACGUGGUGGUGGAGCCCAGUGGCCUCCUGGAGCUGAACAACUUCACCAGUCAGCAGCUGGAUGACGAUGAGACAGCAAUGGAGCAGGAUGUAGACAGCAGCACAGAGGAUGGAACUGAGCCCAGCCCUUCUCAGAGCUCUGCUGACCGGUCCUAGUGUUCAGACACCGGAGUGCACUUUAAAGCCUGCUUGGUUACCAAGUGUCCAGGGAACCUUAACAUUUGUUGUAUAUAAAAAAAAGCACUUUGAUCAGACUUAGGCUGGGGACCUAGAAACACAGUGUUUCCGUGAUGCUGCUGCAGGAGCAGUUUUAACAAGAUAAAACUCACAGAGGAAUGUACUUUUUA